Messenger RNA from Fusarium subglutinans, 942 nucleotides. RefSeq names its product acriflavine sensitivity control ACR-2. The coding region runs from base 1 to 942 and encodes 313 amino acids. Lineage: Eukaryota; Fungi; Ascomycota; Sordariomycetes; Hypocreales; Nectriaceae. The transcript is spliced from 2 exons. Gene Ontology annotation, biological process: positive regulation of transcription by RNA polymerase II. The record is from RefSeq and is a predicted model, not a curated record. Gene Ontology annotation, molecular function: transcription cis-regulatory region binding; DNA-binding transcription factor activity. Gene Ontology annotation, cellular component: nucleus.
AUGGAUGCUCUCGUUGCCAAACAGAAAGGACUGCAAAUGAUGCCCGAUGCUUUACGGAAUAUUGACGCCAUUGGAGCCGACGUGAUUCUUGCUACUGUUUUGUUUCUCAUCAACUCAGAGCUCAUUGAGUCUGGCUGGCAAAGUUGGCGGCCUCAUCUCGAGGGCGCGAAGAAGCUUUUGAAUAUGAUAGAACCAUAUACUGGCUCCGACACAACUCUGAGAGACUAUAUUGUUGCGGACUGCUAUGUCUAUUGCACAUUGAGCUUGUCUUUCAACCCAUCACAACCAGGCACCCAGGCAGCAUCAUUUGCACCAAAUCAAGUCAAGGAAACAUUAUCGCGAACCAACAACUCUUUCUUCUGUUGCCCACCUGAAGUUCUCGACAUCCUCCGUGAGACGGCACAACUCUUACAUGCUGAAGCCCAAGGGAACGUCUCCAGCAAUGAAGCGCUUAUCGAAUUCACCAAUCUACUAGACCGCGUACAACGUCUCGAUGUCCUCAAAUGGGCAAAGGAAAGAAUGCCAGAUGCAAGCAAAGCUGCCCUAUGGAGUAGUGCCCGAACUGGCUCCGCGCACAGAUUGGCAACAUGUCUCUACAUCAUCCAGGCAGCUCCCGCACUGCGAGCCAGGAUGCCAGACCAAGUUCCCAAAACACUCAUCCAGGAUCUUUACGAGACGCUCCUACCACAGCCUGACGAAGACCCAAACUUCAAAGCCACGGGCUGGCCCACCUUUAUUUAUGGGACAACGGCAACGACUCCGGAGAGCCGGACGUGGGUUAUGGAUCGACUGAAGGCGGUAGCGCAAAUCAACCCGUGGGGAUUCCUAUACUCUGCGAUUGAUACGUUGCAGAUUUUGUGGAAGCAUGAGAAUGGCGAGGAUGGAUGUAUGAACUGGUUGCAGAAGCUGAAGGAUUUGAACGUGGACUUUUUGAUGGUUUAG